CUGUCGAGUUUGAUGCUUCACAUUACCAUGGUGAGGAUGGCCUUGGCGAUGUCACAGACAUCCCCAAACCUGACCUAAACCUCUUACAAAAGGAGAAUGCUGUAAACUAUCUGGUUCGAAUCAGCCAAGAAUACCCUGGGGAAAUCACCUUGCUUACGAUUGGUCCUCAGACAAACGUCGCACUUGCUUGCCGAAUGGAUCCAAAUUUUGGUAAGAACUUCAAAAAACUGGUUAUCAUGGGUGGCAAUUACCAGGGGAAAGGGAAUGUUACAAUUUGCAGCGAGUUUAAUUUCCAUUUUGAUCCUGAGGCAGCCCUAAUAGUUCUUGCCGAGUUUUCUUGUCCAAUCAUUAUGGCCACUUGGGAACUGUGUCUUACAUAUCCAAUGACUCAUAAAUUUGUUGCGCAAUGUUUUGAGCAAGACACAACCAGGAGCAAGUUUGUUAAAAAGAUAACCACAAAAACCCGUCAGUUACACCUGGACCAACUUUUUGGUAUGCCAGAGGAUAUUAUACCAUGUGACGAGUACGCUGCCACAGUCGUGGUCUGUCCUGACGUAGUAUUGAAGCAAGAGAAUGUAUUUGCAUCCGUCGAGGUGCAAGGGCAAUAUACCCGCGGUGAGAUGGUCAUUGAUUGGAGAAAUAUUUUGAAUAAGAAUGUUUUCAUAGUCACAGAGAUGGAUGAGGAAAAGUGCAAGUCGAUUUAUAAGAAGUCUUUGCAGUGA
Paramuricea clavata is the source of this 722-nucleotide messenger RNA. Lineage: Eukaryota; Metazoa; Cnidaria; Anthozoa; Malacalcyonacea; Plexauridae. The record is from the annotation of a GenBank genome assembly.